AUUUGGCUGUGCAAGUUUUUUUUUAGGGCAAGAGGGAGGUGUACAUGAGAGUAGAAGAUCAUGGAGUUCUGGACGGAGUUCUUGGUGAAUAGUUGGUGGGCAUCAACGGCAUGGUCAGGGUCACCUUCAGCUAUCCACUCGACACGCUCCGUAUCCGCCUGCAACAGCCACCGCCGACUCUCGUUUCCUCAAAUUCCUUUGCCCUUGCCCGAUGAUCCAUCUCGGGCAUCGACCUCCUUCGUAGAAUCGUCGCUCGGGAGGGCCUCACUAUGCUUUACCGCGGCAUGGUCGCGCUGCUCACCUCCGUUUCAGGCCAAAACAACAAAGAAGAUUGUGUUGACACUUCAAUGCCAGAGCUGUAAGCAUUAUUCACGUCAUCCAAUAAAAAGAUGCAAGCACUUUGAGAUUGGAGGAGACAAAAAGGGCAAGGGAACUUCUCUCUUCUCGUUUGUUUUUUUUUUUCCAAAUUCUAGGUGAUGUUAUGUUCUUAUUUUCAUUGAAUAUGAUAGUCAUUGAUGUUAUGAGAACUUGAUUUAUUUCAUUUAUCUACAUUUCUGU
This is a messenger RNA of Zingiber officinale, 558 nucleotides long. RefSeq lists its product as uncharacterized. The transcript is spliced from 3 exons. The record is from RefSeq and is a predicted model, not a curated record. Gene Ontology annotation, cellular component: ribosome; cytosolic large ribosomal subunit. Gene Ontology annotation, biological process: translation. Gene Ontology annotation, molecular function: structural constituent of ribosome. NCBI's taxonomy places the organism in Eukaryota, Viridiplantae, Streptophyta, Magnoliopsida, Zingiberales, Zingiberaceae. Bases 61 to 477 code for a protein of 138 amino acids.